GUUAUGUUAACUUUGGUUGUGAAAACUGGGCUUACGUUUUACUAUUUUUCGACUAUUUCUUGUAUAAAACAAUGUCGAAUUAUCCGGAUUUUGGUAAAAUCGGAAAAGACUCGUCCAGGGCGGCGUGUAAAAAGUGUGGCUAUGCUGGUCACUUAACUUUUCAGUGUCGAAACUUUAUUAAAGUAGACCCAAACAAAGAAAUAGUCCUAGACGUAAGCAGCACAAGUAGCGAUAGUGAGCAGGACUACGCCACUCCGCUGCAGAGCCUUCGUGAGAUAGAGUUACGUAAGAAGCUGGAAGAGAAACUGAAGAGAGCUCGGGAGAAAAAGAGCAAGAAAAGUAAAAAGAAGAGAUCUAGAUCAUCAAGUUCAUCAUCAUCAUCAUCAAGUAGCUCAUCAUCAUCAUCAGACUCAGAAAGCAGUGACUCGGAAGAAGAAAAGAGGAAAAAGAAAAAGAAGAAAUCAAAGAAGAGUAAAUCUAAGAAGUCUCAUAAAGAAAAGAAGAAAAGUAGGAAAUGAUAUUACUUUUUAACUGUAUCAAGAAAUUGUAAUAGGUAAAGUUUAGAAAAUUACCUUAAUCAUAAUAUGCAUUCUAAGCACACAUUGAUUGUAACAUAUUGGCAACCAUUUCUAUUUGAGUGUGGGUAGUAUUUUUUAUAUAUUAAACUACAAGAAAAAAAAAGCUUUUGGUCGGUAAUUUUGGCCAACACAAUCAAAUCCCGGAUCACUGUUAAUUAUGAGUUAUACCAACUGCCGCAGCAAAGAUGUUUAGUAUUUAUAAUGCGUUUGGCAUUAUUAAUGCCAAAAUACACCUUGUUAUUUUGUAUUUAUGAAUUAU
Messenger RNA from Leguminivora glycinivorella, 837 nucleotides. RefSeq names its product protein SREK1IP1-like. The record is from RefSeq and is a predicted model, not a curated record. The transcript is spliced from 3 exons. NCBI's taxonomy places the organism in Eukaryota, Metazoa, Arthropoda, Insecta, Lepidoptera, Tortricidae. Gene Ontology annotation, molecular function: nucleic acid binding; zinc ion binding. Bases 72 to 518 code for a protein of 148 amino acids.